Molecule: messenger RNA, 1857 nt
Organism: Prunus avium (sweet cherry)
Lineage: Eukaryota; Viridiplantae; Streptophyta; Magnoliopsida; Rosales; Rosaceae
Product: auxin efflux carrier component 2-like
Biological process (GO): auxin polar transport; auxin export across the plasma membrane
Cellular component (GO): plasma membrane; endoplasmic reticulum
Molecular function (GO): auxin efflux transmembrane transporter activity
Source: RefSeq, a predicted model, not a curated record
AUGAUCACUGGCAAGGACAUAUACGAUGUUUUUGCGGCCAUAGUCCCUCUAUACGUGGCUAUGAUCUUAGCCUACGGUUCCGUCCGAUGGUGGAAAAUCUUCACCCCGGACCAAUGCUCCGGCAUAAACCGCUUCGUGGCAGUUUUCGCCGUCCCAUUGCUCUCCUUCCACUUCAUCUCCUCCAACGACCCUUACGCCAUGAACUACAAGUUUAUCCUCGCCGACUCCCUCCAAAAAGUUGUCAUCCUGGUCGCCCUGUUUCUCUGGCGAGCCUUCUCCAAACGUGGCAACCUCGAGUGGAUGAUCACGCUCUUCUCCCUCUCCACCCUCCCCAACACCCUCGUCAUGGGCAUCCCGCUGCUCAAAGCCAUGUACGGCGACUUCUCCGGAACCUUGAUGGUUCAGAUUGUUGUUUUGCAGAGCGUGAUCUGGUACACUCUCAUGCUCUUCAUGUUCGAGUACCGCGACGCCAAGCUCUUGAUCUCCGAGCAGUUCCCAGAGACUGCAGCUUCGAUUACGUCGUUCAGAGUUGACUCUGAUGUCGUUUCGCUCAGCGGUCGAGAGCCUCUGCAUACAGACGCGGAGAUCGGCGACGACGGGAAGCUUCACGUCAUGGUGAAACGAUCCAAUGCGUCGUCUUUCAACAGGUCACACAGGUUAAACUCGUUGAAUUCGAUGACCUCGCGGGCUUCCAAUCUGACUGGAGUCGAGUUUUACUCCGUGCAGUCUUCCCUUGAGACCUCACGGGCAUCCAGCUUCAACCAGACGGAUUUUUACGCCAUGUUUAGUGCCAGCAAGGCGCCAAGCCGCAAACACGGCUAUACAAACAGUUUCCAAGGUGGAUUUGGGGAUGAUGAGGAGGCGUUGAAGAUGAGCACUACUAAUAAGAAGAGGAGGGAGAGGAGUAUGAGUUGUGAGGUCUUAUAUGGUGGUAUGGUCUCUUCGUAUCCGCCUCCUAAACCAAUGUUCUCGAGGUCUACCAGUGGCAUGCCGAAGAAGAAAGAUGGUGGUGGUGAGGCAGUGCAUAAUAAGGACCUCCAUAUGUUUGUUUGGAAUUCCAGUGCAUCGCUCGAUUCCGAAGGGAAUCUUAGACAUGCAGUAAAUCGAGCUGCUUCCACUGACUUUGGGGUAAUUGAUCCUUCAAAGGCUGCUGCUCUUCAACAACAUGAAACUGCUGCUUCAAAAGGUAUGCAUGAUUUAAUUUUAAAUAUGAGUCCUGGGAGGAAAAUGAGUGAAGACAGGGUGCUUGAGAUAGAAGAAGGAUCCAAGUUUCCGGCAAGUGCGUCUCCGUACAGUAGUUUCCGGAAGAAGGUGGACAUGGAAGACGGUGGUGUAGCCAAGAAGCACCAAAUGCUUCCUGCCAGUGUCAUGAUUAGACUUAUACUUAUCAUGAUAUGGAGGAAGCUUAUUAGAAACCCCAAUACCUACGCCAGCCUUCUUGGCUUGGCCUGGUCUCUCAUAUCAUACAAGUGGCACAUCAAAAUGCCAACAAUUGUAAGUGGAUCCGUAUCGAUAUUAUCUGAUGCUGGCUUGGGAAUGGCUAUGUUCAGUCUCGGAUUAUUCAUGGCUUUACAACCAAAGAUCAUAGCUUGUGGAAAAUCUGUUGCAACAUUUGCAAUGGCUGUCAGGUUUUUAGCAGGCCCAGCAGUGAUUGCUGGAACCUCUAUUGCUGUUGGUCUUCGGGGAGUUCUUUUACAUGUUGCAAUAGUUCAGGCUGCUCUUCCUCAAGGCAUUGUUCCUUUUGUAUUUGCCAAGGAAUACAAUGUCCACGCAGACAUACUUAGCACUGCGGUCAUUUUUGGAAUGCUGUUAGCCGUGGGCGUAACAAUUAUUUACUAUAUUCUUCUUGGGCUCUAG